This is a messenger RNA of Micropterus dolomieu (smallmouth bass), 7543 nucleotides long. Its product is annotated as glucocorticoid receptor-like. Gene Ontology annotation, biological process: regulation of DNA-templated transcription. The coding region runs from base 867 to 2945 and encodes 692 amino acids. Gene Ontology annotation, molecular function: zinc ion binding; sequence-specific DNA binding; DNA-binding transcription factor activity. NCBI's taxonomy places the organism in Eukaryota, Metazoa, Chordata, Actinopteri, Centrarchiformes, Centrarchidae. The record is from RefSeq and is a predicted model, not a curated record. The transcript has 10 exons.
UGUCCGCCAUACCCCGCUUGAGUUUGCAGUAGAGUACGCCAGGGCAACACGGCUGUAUUAUAUAACUUUAAUGUAGCCUACUACUGUAAUGGCGCAAGAGCAGAAUAUUGCGCCGCAGAUCUGUCGAUUCGUUGUGGAUUAAUCCUGAAAUCGCGAGCAAGUGACCGACCGAACACUUUUUCCACCUACCGGCGACGUGCGUUAAAAGUUAUCGACAGAUCGGCGAAACGGCGCACACGGUGGAUCUCGCCCCUCUUCAGCUAGGUCAGCGACUCUGUCGACUUUAAUUAUAAAAUAGUUGACAUUUCGGACGAUGUUUUCCUGCCACACCAGGAAACAGGUCGCAACAAAUACAUCUGAGAUUUGACCACGCAACAUCACUGCAAGAAAGAGGUUUUAUUUGAGGGCUUGACUGGGUGGACAUUGCGUUAUUUCUCACAUUUCCCCCCCAACUUGGAUUGACGGGACAUGACCUAACGAACGGAGCGCAUCCUUCGUUCACUACAGGAUAAAGAAAUGGAUCAGGGUGGAUUGAAGCGCAAUGGUAAUCGAGACAACAGCCUGACAUUUGGGGAGACAGGCAGAGAUACAGGUGACACAGCUGGUUCACUGCUCCAGUCUGCAAUGCACCUGCCUGGCCCAGCGUCUUUGCCCCAGCCCACAGUGGCCCCAAAUGGACGGGGUGGAACCAAAGACCAGGGGCAACUUGGAGGCCUUUUUGAGUCCCCUCAGCAUCCUGUCCUGUGUGAGGGGUCAGAUGUGGAGGAGGGUAAAAUCAUCAGAAUGCAGAAACAACAACAACAACAACAACAACAACAACAACAACAACACAACAACAACACCACCAGGAUAUCAGCAUAUUCAGCAUGGAGGACAACUUGUUGAAACAGAGUAUUUCUGGUGUCGACCGGAUGCCCACUUCUAUCAUCAAUACCUCUACCUCCUCCGUCCUGGGCAACCUCCCUCUGCCCAACCUUUUUGCCCAGCACAUCAAGCAGGAGGGGAAUUUUUCUCUGGAUAAAGACUUGGGAGCUUACAGUGGGAACACAGGCGCUGGUCCGUGUGAUUUGGAUGGCAACAGCAGUCGCCUAAUCGAUGAUACUGAGAUUUGGCAAGACCUGGACCUUUCUAGCUCUCUGCCAGAUAUAAGUGAUUUUGAGUUGGAUUCAGAAGUGGCACACUUGGAUAACAUUUUACACGACAGCAGGGGCAGUGGUGGUGCUGUCGGCGGCUUGCUAAAGGAAACAAAGUCUCACAUGGGUAACGGAGUAAGCAGUACCAGUCUGAAUGGCACAGACCAGCAGCAGCACCCCAUACACCAUCAGCAUCACCAUCAGCAGCAGCCCCACCACCUUCUUCAGCACCAGCAAAAUCAGCUUCAUCAUCAACAGGAGCCUGCAUCGCUUCUGUCCAGUGUCAUGAUCAAGGAAGAGAAAGAUCCUGACGAUUCUUUCAUCCACAUCCAUACUCCUGGUGUGGUCAAACAGGAGAAGCAGGAGAGCACUGAUUUCUGCCAGUCGCAGUGUCUUCAGAGCAGCCUGGCCGCUCUCCAUGGCACAGGCCCCAUGUCCUCGCCUAUGGGCGUCAGUGCAGGACCUGGCUACCAGUACAGAGCCAGCCCGUCCCCCACUGUGGGCCUGCAAGACCAGAAGCCUUUUGGCAUGUACUCAAACCUGCCUCUGGUGGGCGAGAGCUGGGCCGGGGGGAACAGGUAUGGAGAGUCGCCUGGAAUACAGAGGGGUGACGAUGGGCUCCCCACUGCUUUUACUCUCAGCUUUUCCAGAACAGGAGAGGCCAGCAGUUCUGCGGUGCCAGGCCAAACCAAACCCAGUGGGCAGACCCAUAAGAUCUGUUUGGUGUGUUCAGACGAGGCCUCGGGAUGCCACUACGGGGUUGUAACCUGCGGUAGCUGCAAAGUUUUCUUCAAGAGGGCUGUCGAAGGAUGGAGAGCACGACAAAACACAGAUGGCCAGCACAACUACCUGUGUGCAGGGAGAAAUGACUGCAUCAUCGAUAAAAUCCGGAGGAAGAAUUGCCCAGCCUGCCGCUUCAGGAAAUGUCUUCAAGCCGGAAUGAACUUGGAAGCAAGGAAAAACAAGAAGCUGAUCAAGAUGAAAGUGCAGCGGCCCAUUGGAUCAUCAGAGCCUAUCAGCAACAUGCCUGUUCCAGUCAUCCCCAGGUGCAUGCCCCAGCUUGUGCCCACCAUGCUGUCUGUGCUGAAGGCCAUCGAGCCAGAGAUCAUCUACUCGGGCUAUGACAGCACACUGCCUGACACCUCCUCACGACUCAUGACCACCCUCAACAGGCUGGGUGGGCAGCAGGUCAUCUCUGCAGUCAAGUGGGCCAAGUCACUGCCAGGCUUCCGCAACCUGCACCUGGAUGACCAGAUGACAUUGCUGCAGUGCUCCUGGCUCUUCCUCAUGUCCUUCAGUCUUGGUUGGAGGUCGUACGAGCAGUGUAACGGAAGCAUGCUCUGCUUCGCCCCUGAUCUCGUCAUCAACCAAGAGCGCAUGAAGCUGCCCUUCAUGAACGACCAGUGCGAGCAGAUGCUGAAGAUCUGUAAUGAGUUUGUCAGACUGCAGGUGUCCUAUGAUGAGUACCUGUGCAUGAAGGUCCUGUUACUGCUCAGUACAGUACCGAAAGAUGGCCUGAAGAGCCAGGCGGUGUUUGACGAGAUCAGGAUGACAUACAUCAAGGAGCUGGGAAAAGCCAUCGUCAAGAGAGAGGAGAACGCUAGUCAGAACUGGCAGCGCUUCUACCAGCUAACUAAGCUACUGGACUCCAUGCAGGAGAUGGUUGAGGGUCUUCUCCAGAUCUGUUUCUACACCUUUGUGAAUAAAACCCUCAGCGUGGAAUUCCCGGAGAUGCUGGCGGAGAUCAUCACCAACCAGAUACCAAAAUUCAAAGAUGGGAGCGUCAAGCCUCUGCUGUUUCAUCAGAAAUGACUGCCUUAAAACUGUGAAGCAAUGCCUUAAAUCCUGCCCUGCCCGUGUACCUCUCUGAGCCCCCAAGCUUUGGCCCCGAGCCCUAAGCCUUUGCUUGUCCUGCCUCCCCCAUCACUGAUUCGACUCCUCGGUUUUCCCCUGCACCCUCUAGGAAUUCUGCCACGUCCCUCGAAGGCCUCAGCCGUUCAGCUUAAUCCCGGAGCACAAUACCUGUGGUGUCACACCUCCUAAUCUGCUCCAAGGUUUGGCCAAACUACGGUAGGACACCCUAUCGCCAACCCUUAGCCCUUCUUCUUAACCAAGGAGAAAAUGUCUCGUGGGCAGGGUGCAUUUUGCAUCUGUUUUUUUGUUUUUUUCCGAGCCCCCUCCUCCGUCCACAGCCUUGUCCUCAGGUCUCUAAUGCUGUUUCUUUUGGUGGCAGCCUGCGUCUUACUCUCUCCUGCCUGCCUCCAGUGUUUCAUUGCUGUUUUCACUGACAGGCCAACACCUAGAAACACCUUUCCUCCCUCAACAUGACACCUAAUUGUUCAACUCUCCGGAUUAGCAACUUAUUGAAGCGCUCCCCAAGUUCAAGCCUACUGCUCACCAGCCCAGCUUGUCUCCGUUUGCCCUUCCCAGCUCCAAUGCGCAGAGAAUGUAGUGAGUGUUCGCUUGUUGUGGUUUCCAGAGGACUGGUGGCGAUGAAGGGGAUAAACAAAAACACAGAAAAAUUAGAAACAUACUCUGACAUGAUAGAAUCUUGUUUUUCUUGUGGACCCAAGGAGAUUGAGGGUGAACUAUUUUCCGCUGUGAAUCAGUUGUCUUUUCUGAAAUGUCGUAAAUCAGAUUUAUAUACCUGACCAAUGGAAGAAGAAAAAAAAACAGCUAAAGGAAUAUUCUUCAUUUAUUUUAUGCAGACACGCAUUUCUGACCAUACAUGCAAAAGUCACGCAUACACACAAACAUACAAAGUAUAUGAUGACACACAUUCACUCAGCAAAAUGUUUACACAGGAUGUACUGAGAAGGGAAAACCAGUGCCUUUUAGCUUUUACAGCUCUUCAUAGCCAUUCUCUAGAAACUGUUGUUUUUUUUGCACAAGAAUAUAACCUUGACAUCCUUUUUGAUUGACUGCUGUUUUAGUUUUUUCAUGCUGGCAAUUCCUGUUUUCUUUCCAAACUUCCAUUUGGCUGUUUCUAAUUUGGGCAGCUCUCUCCAUUCUGAUCCCCAGACAUGCACGUAAGAAACACAUAUGGUAUAGAUGAGAAAUGUGUGGAGCAGUGUGAAAUAAUAAGAUCUUAAUUUUGAGGGUCUUAAAAAGUUUGAGGAUCAUGUAAAAAACAAGUACAAGAAAAGAAACAAAAAUUUUGUUUGUUGUUUCACAUGUAAAGUAUAUCUGAUGAAUAUGCUGCAUCGCCCCCAAUCAGUCGAAUACUCAUCCAAAUACUUUCCCUCUAACAAGUUUGUGAAAAGCGGGAAACCGACUUUGUGCUAAAUGGACACCACUGGAAUUAAAAUAAGGCGUAUCUGCUGUGGGGUUUUUUAUAUUUAGCCGUAGAUUGACUGACUUAAAUAUUAGGGUUUAGGUGUUGGAAUAAUCAGUGAGUUGUUAAUUAGAACAAAUAUUCUAUGCAUCUUUUAUUCAGAUGCAAUCACACAAAUGGGGGUUUUAGAACUUAAUAGCCUUUAAAAAAAACAUCCAAGGUGUAAAGCCAUAAUCAUUCAAGCAAAAAACUGUCUUGAAGUCAAAAACAUCCAUUCAUCGCCAGCUGCAUUCAUACUGAGGUUCUAGUUUAGUACAUGGCUUCAUGCAACUUUAUUUUUUACAUGUGGUUUCAUGGAGCUCCUCUUGGAGUGACUAGCCAGACUGCCUGUUCCCACUUCAGAAAUCACAGCAAUGUCAAUUAGGAGUGGAACUAACUUCUGAUGUGUGUUGUAACCAAACAAUAGUACUAGACUGGUUGGAUUUUUUAAGAUAAGGUACAAUUAACACAGUAAGUGCUAGACAUUUCUCAAACCUAUAAACACAAUACUUUUUUGUUUACUGAUUCCAUCUUAAUUUUACAGACAUAUUUUCCAACAAUUAUCAUCACCAUGUAGUACUCCUGAUAGGUAAACAAAAAGCAUAUUAUUUGUGACAAAAUUAUUGACAAAAAAAAAAUACCAUUUUAGAUUAAAUAUACCCUUUAAUCAGCUUUGUCUUAAAGUGUUUGCACAAACAGGAACUGGUGUUGAGCUCAUCAUGGGCUGAAAAUGUUUGUUUUGUACAUGACAUGUGAAAAUAGAGACACGUAUAUAGGAUGGAGCCUCAGUUUUCUCAAUAGGAUUUCACCCUUAACAUUGAAAUAUUUUUGGAAGGAGGUGCAGUUUUGUCCAAAUAAUUAGAGAAUCAAAGCUCAGGCUAUGAGUGACUACAUCACUUGGAUGUGUUCCACUAGUGCCAAAUGUAAUAGCAGGUUUUUACUGUAUAUGUCUUUUCCUGGAGAUGUGAAGAAGGGUGAUUAUUCAGUUGGCAUUCCACAUUAUGUGGUUUUUGUAACUUUUGCUCGAGGGUGCUCAUUUGUGAGAAAGAUCAUAGUGUCGUGUCACCCCUACACCAGCCUAAAAGCACUGAUUGUUAUCAUCCAAUUAAGUGUAUGAUACCUCUUUUUCCAGAGAUGCACAAAAUAUUGUAUUUUUAGAACUGCAAGGAAGCAGUAAUGCCUACUGCUGUCAAACAAGGUGGUGGUCAGCAUUCGGUACACCUGUAAUGUAAAAACAUGUUCGUACCAGCUUAUGUGACGGCCAAAGCAAAAAUACAUUGACAGCGCAUUUGAACAUUGGCUUCUGCUGGAAGCGCAAACACAACGCUCCCCCCUUUCAGCAGACAUGGCUCUAUUUUCCUCAGUGUUUCUUCACCUUUCUACUGCCAGGCCUCUCUGCCUAUAAUGUCAACCGUACAGAUUUUCAGCUGUUCACUCUCAACGGUACUUUUCCCUCUCCAGCGCAUUAACUCUGAAUGGCAGUUAACAGACCAGGUAGCAGGUUGCCAUAGAGACCGGUUAUUUGUGUAUUGCUUACAGCUAACAGCCCGGCAGGAUGCAUACAAGCCACUAUUCAAUAAAAGGCAUCAUGCUUUUAAUCAGCCAUUCUGUCGAAGGGUGGGCGCUCACAGCGGGGUAAUUUCAUGUACAGUGUAGGCUUUCAGCUUCACCCGCUAACAUGGGCUCGAUGCCGCUCAUUGACUAAACAGUCCAUUUGUUUGGGUGACUUUUGCCUACAGUAUUACAUUUGUUUCCAGGUGGCGGUGCUUCAGAAAACCAGCUUUAACGUGUAGAUGUAACCAUAUUCCUGCUAAUUUCUAAAUGGCCAUAGGUGUAUAUAGCAGCGCCAACAUAGCCAGUGCAAUGUAAACAGUAUCUAUUAUUACAAAAUAUUUUUACAUGGACAUAACAUCUAUACUCCUCAUACUACAUUUUACCUUUCAACUUCAUGUUUGACUAAAGGCCUUGCGAAAGGGAGACAGAGAGCCAUAGAAAUAAGAUUUCAAAUCAGGAAAUAGAUAAACCCUUAAAAAAUAUCAAUGCUUUUGGAGAUGAAUCUAUUAUGUAAAAAAAAAAAAAAAAAAAAAGACUAUUUUCUGCGAUUUUGAAUACAUCUGCAAGAUCCUCUUUGAUAUGAAUAACUUUAUCCAAUCCUUUUUGUACAUUGAACGAGUCAAGAAAGUAAAUAUUUUUCUGUUUGUUGGUUUGUGUUUGAUAAAGGUAGACGUGUUGAAUACAUUAGCAAGUGUUAAACAUGUUUGUCUCGUGAAGUAAAUGUAAAUUCUACACGUCAAUGGGAAAGUCUACCUGAAUGCUCACUGUGUUUUAAAGUUAUAGGGAAGCGAGGGGGAAAGGAGGGAGGAACGGGAGGUGAGAGAGACUGGAAGAGGUUUUUGCAUUGUAAAAGAGUGACCAAAGCAGAGAAGAAAAAAAAUUAACAAACAGAAGUAUUCAAGCAGUUACACUUUAAGUAGUACUUACUAUCCAACUUCUAGUACUUAUUAUUUUAUUUGAAAGGUAUCUUUUUUUAAAAUCAGGCUUUGGUUCCCAUGUAUAUUGCUUUGAGGAUUUACUGGUCACUUUAAAAUAGAAAAUGAGAUAUAAAAAAAGUUGAAUCUCCAUGUAAAAGUAAAUCUACCAGAGCCUGACGCAAUUGCACUACCCUCAUACUGGUUGAUAAAGUCUAUUUUGUAUAAAAUACAUGCAAAUAUUAAAAUAUUAAUAUUGUUUAAAGAUAAAGGGCAGAUCAUGUUUCACUGGUACAUAUGGCGAUGGCUUUCACUGAAGUCUGUUUUGUUCGUAUUUCAGUUAUGUAAAUGUAAUCCAAUGUAAAGACAAACAAAAAAUAUAUAAAAUGUUUGUUUAAAAAAACAAGAGUUUGUUUCACGCAUUACACCUCUUCUGUAGUCAGUGUCGAUAUUUUCACCUAUUUGAUUAAAUGUUGAAUUAAGUUAUCUGUGUUGUUCUUUGACAUAGGAUUUGGCUUCGAGUUGAUAACAACCUGGAUGAUGAUUUUUGUCAUCACUGGUUGAAAGUGGAAAUUCAGAAAAACUGAUUUAUUUCAAACAUCUUAGACAAUAAAAUUUCCUGUUUUUCA